Messenger RNA from Entamoeba dispar SAW760, 564 nucleotides. RefSeq lists its product as uncharacterized. The coding region runs from base 1 to 564 and encodes 187 amino acids. The transcript has 2 exons. The record is from RefSeq and is a predicted model, not a curated record. Lineage: Eukaryota; Evosea; Mastigamoebida; Endamoebidae.
AUGAAAAUAGGAUAUAAUGAAAUAAUGAUAACAUCAAUGUAUUUUGAUGACAUUAAAGAUUUUAUUAAUUUAGAAAUAGGAAUUAAAAGAUUUCAAGGAAAUAUUGAACGAUUUCAUUUUAAUCCAAUUCCAUUAAAUGAAUAUUCAAGAAAAUUAUUUGCUAAUAUUGAAACAUUUCAUAUUUAUAAUAAAUAUGAUGAAAUAUUUAAUGAUGGAAAAUAUUUAAACAAAAAUAAAUAUGGGAAUAUAAUAUCAUCAGAAGUUAAAUCACUUGGAUAUGAAUGUUUUUAUAAUGGUUAUGAAUUAACAACAAUUAAUAUACCAUCAUCAAUAAGUGAAAUAGGAUAUUAUUGUUUUGAUGGAUGUUCAUCAUUAACAUCUAUUAAUAUACCAUCAUCAAUUAGUAAAUUAGGAGAUAGAUGUUUUUAUAAAUGUACAUCAUUAACAUCAAUUAAUAUACCAUCAUCAAUUACAUCAUUUGGAUGGGGAUGUUUUUAUAAAUGUGGAUGUGAAAAAGAAUUAAAGAAAAAUAAAAGAAUACCAAGAAAUUGUUUUAACAAAUGA